Messenger RNA from Iphiclides podalirius (scarce swallowtail), 1452 nucleotides. NCBI's taxonomy places the organism in Eukaryota, Metazoa, Arthropoda, Insecta, Lepidoptera, Papilionidae. The record is from the annotation of a GenBank genome assembly.
AUGCUAUUGAGAGGGAGGUGCGGCCCGCCGCGGUGCGUUCGCAGUCGCGAGGUCGUCGCCGGGCCAGAACAUCCAGUGGUGUCGUGCAAGUGCCUGUUUUCGGUGACAACGACAAUGAAGCUGACAUUACUCGCAGCGAUAGUCGUGCUUGUAUCUACAUCUGACGGAGCAGUAGAUGUAGAAAGAACAGUACAGCAAGUUCAAAGUAUAUUGAAAACGAAUUCUCUGCUGCCAAGACUAACACGUGAUGAGAUAUUACAACUUCUACAUGAUAUAAGGGCAGAGGACGCAAUUAACAAUUUUUCGACAAAACUUCAAAAUAAAGAUACCAAAAAUGAAAAAUUCUUUGACAAUCCAGAAAAUAAAUCGAAAUUAAUUACUGCCGAAUCAGAAACUACAGAAAAUAUAACUCAGAACAUCAUUACUUCGACUCCAAAAUCAACGGAAGCCUUUGAAAGCACGACAAAAAGCGGAUCUAAACUAGCUGUUGUAUUGCCGUAUACACCAAGAGAUGGAUCAUCUUUACAGGAACUGUAUACCAGACCACCGCGUGUUGAAAUAGUUCCAGAAAUAAAAGUAACAAAGAAACCAGUUAAUACCCUGAAGUCAAACGCUAAUAGUAACAAUAGGUUACGUGACUUUAACAAAGAAGAUUUUCCAGCAGAGCUUCAAGCAUUUUUGGAUGCACACGGAUUAAAAGGGGCACCGGGUCAGGAUAACUUCUUGCUGCCGCUUGACGGGUUCAAACCAUUGCCUCCAGCCAAAGUUAUUGACGGCUCCGUCGAAUUGCCGGAGAGCAUAUUACUUGCUUAUGAUCUAAUAUCGCCAUCAGAUAGCAAACCGUCGUCAACGAAGAAUAAAGUUGCCACUGAAAACAGUUUCUUGUACGAGCCAUUACCACCCGAAUAUCCCUUUGAACUAGACACAUCCUCAUCGGAAACCAAGAACUCUGUUCUUCCGUAUGAUUUGCCUAAACCGAGAAAGACAAAGUCGGUUACGCCAACACCUAAUUAUGAGCCCGUAGAUUACGAUUCUGUUAAAGUUAUACCAUUGAAUAAAGGCCCAAGUCCUAUAGAUGAUGAGAAGGUAAUUUUCGCUGAACGCUUGAACGCUGAACUAAACAAAAGGCAAACUAACGAUACAAAUGAUAGUCAUGCAAGCAAUAUAACUAGCACUACAGAGGAAUCUACCACUGUUGCGAGUGAAGUUAAGGACACAGCUGCUGCGGACAAUGAUCCCGGAGCAUCCAUCGCUGAUCUUGAAGAUUCAUUUGGUGGAGCAGCCCCGGUAGAACCUGGAGACUCCGUACUGCCCCCGCCCCGAAAGAACGGCUUUUACUGGAUGCUCGACUGGAACAGUUUCCUUGAAGUCGGUGAUGGCGACACUAAGGUUAACAUACGUUUCGAACCCAAAUUGGGAGAUCCACAAAUGUUUCUCCCUGUUAACGUUCCG